AUGGAUAUCCUUCGUGCCAUCUUCAGGCAAACGGACUUCUCCUUGAAGCUGGCCGAGCAACUUAUGUCGACCGAUGAAAACAAAAACAGCAACUUUGUCUUCUCGCCUUUACUCUUGCACGUUGCUUUGAGCAUGGCGGCAUUCGGGUCGGGCGAGCCGAGCCGAACCCACCUUCUGUGGUUUCUCAGGUCCAAGUCCAUUAAUGAACUCGAAUUGCUACUUUCGCAGCUUUUUAUCCCGAUGUUGAACGACAGGGGAUCUUUGGGCGGGCCCCGUUUGUCGUUGGCCAACGGGGUUUGGGUCGACCGGAGUUUUACCUUGAAGCCCGCUUUCGAAGAAUUUGUCGUGCAAUCAUGUAAAGCUACUCUAAAAAGUGUUGAUUUUCAGGCUAAGGUUAGUUUUUGCAUUGAUGAUUGA
Molecule: messenger RNA, 417 nt
Organism: Striga hermonthica
Lineage: Eukaryota; Viridiplantae; Streptophyta; Magnoliopsida; Lamiales; Orobanchaceae
Source: the annotation of a GenBank genome assembly